Molecule: messenger RNA, 8700 nt
Organism: Cucumis sativus (cucumber)
Lineage: Eukaryota; Viridiplantae; Streptophyta; Magnoliopsida; Cucurbitales; Cucurbitaceae
Product: helicase protein MOM1
Exons: 21
Coding region: 245-8314 (2689 amino acids)
Biological process (GO): heterochromatin formation
Molecular function (GO): ATP binding; ATP-dependent chromatin remodeler activity
Source: RefSeq, a predicted model, not a curated record
UUUGCGUAUAUUCUUGAAUACUCCAUGCAUUUUCUUCCAACAUUUUCACCCACUUUUCUUAAUCUUCGAAUAGCCUCUGAAUUCUGUUAUUUGGAUAUGAGCUACUACUCUUUCUUCAGUUUUAAUAUGUUAUUGAAUUAGGGUUCUUCAAUCUACCUGCAUUUGAUGCGGUAGAGAUUUUGGAAGCUUUGGCGAAUUUUUAAUUUGCUUUACACUCUGACUAGUGUGCGUAGUAGUCGGAAGUAUGGUGAAGGAUACUCGAUCCAGUGUCAGAGAGAGGAAUGAGGAAAACAAUAAUCUAAAAGGGAAACAAAAUGGUGAGAAGGCUCCAGCAAGAGCGGGCUCUACAACACCAGAUUCAUCUGCUUUAAGGAGGUCUGCAAGAGAAGCAUCAUUGAAGAAAAUAAUCAUUGUGACCCCUUCCAAAUCUAGAAAAUCUGAUCGACUUGACAAGCAUUCACCUCGCACUCGUAGCGAUAAAAAGAAACAUGGUACCAUUGUUCAAAAGGACAUGCUUAAUCCGCUUAGAAGAUCUGAGAGGGUUAAAAAGCAGUCUUCAUCUACCUCUUCAGGUUCUGGAUCAAAGAAAUUAGUUAAAAGUUCAUCUACCUCUUCAGGAUCUGUAUCUAAGAAAUCAGAUAAAAGCUCAGGCUCACCAUAUACGAAGGAAAAAAAGGAGAAGAAAGAGAAGAGUAUUGAACAGUUAAUUCUUGACCCUAGAGAGGCUGGAAAAUCGCCAAAACAAGACGAGGUUUCACAAAAUGCCAAAGAUAAGAGAAUGGAUGCUCGUGCUUAUAGGGCAUUGUUUAGGGAAAAACUUAAGACAGGAAAUGUAGACUGUCGAGAGCAGGCGAAGAUGCCAAAAAGCAACGAUCAUUGUGGUAGCAAUAGUUGCAAGGAAGACUUGAAUCAGAGCAGCAAGUACAGUGAGAAGAGCAAAGAACUGAGAAGCAGUUGUCUAGAGAAAUCCUCUACUAGAGAUUUGGAUGACUCUAAUGAGAUUGAUACUAAAGAAUUGAGAAGUAAAUGUCUAGAGGAAUCGUCUACUGUUUAUUUGGAUGACCAUCCUGAAACUAGAAGUAAAACUUCGGAGGAAGUAUUGAAAAAUGACAGUGAAUUGGAUUUCUUCCUGUCAAGCCAGAAGUCCUCUGAGGAAGAAGUGCUUACUAAACUGUCAAAUGAAGAUAGUGGUACUGUACAUGCAGUCAACGAUGCAGAUAAGAAAUUGGAAGCAUUAGAGAGAUCCAAUUCUAUGCUUGAAGAAAAGAUAGUCGAUGACUUUAUUGACUCAAAUGGUGGAUGUAAAUUAAUUUCUUUGAAAAGAAAAAGAAGCAUGCUGCACUUAGAUUCUAAUGUCUCAGUAAGGAAUGGAAGUGAAAGUACAUGCUCUUCACCUACUGAAGCGGUCCAGUUAUUAUCGUCUCCAUGUAGACAGAGUGAUCAAGUUGGGACGUGUGGUGAUCAAGUUGGGACGUGUGGUGAUCAAGUUGGGACGUGUGGUGAUCAAGUUGGGACGUGUGGUGAUCAAGUUGGGACUUGUGGUGAUCAAGUUGGGACGUGUGGUGAUCAAGUUGGGACUUGUGGUGAUCAAGUUGGGACUUGUGGUGAUCAGGUUGGGACUUGUGGGGAUCAAGUUGGGACUUGUGGGGAUCAAGUUGAGACUUGUGGGGAUCAAGUUGAGACUUGUGGGGAUCAAGUUGAGACUUGUGGUGAUCAAGUUGAGACUUGUGGUGAUCAGGUUGAGACUUGUGGUGAUCAAGUUGAGACUUGUGGCAAAUGUUUGAAGAGACAAAGGUUAGGAAAUGAUUCAUUGAAAGACUUUUGCUCUUGUGUGGAAAUAGAUCAGCAGCAGAAUGAAACAAUAUCUAUUGAUGUGGAUAGAGGGAAGUCCAUGGGCAAUUCCAUCUCAGAUCCUACUGGAAAUUGUGUUUGGUGUAAGCUGGAAAAAGCAUCCUUGGACAUCGACCCAAAUGCAUGCCUCAUCUGCAAAGUUGGGGGAAAACUCUUAUGCUGUGAAGGAAAAGAAUGCAGAAGAAGCUUCCAUCUUUCUUGUCUAGAUCCUCCCUUGGAGGAUGUUCCCCUUGGAGUUUGGCACUGUCCAAUGUGUAUUAGAAGGAAGAUCAAGUUCGGUGUAUAUGCUGUGUCAAAGGGCUUCGAAUCCAUCUGGGAUACAAGAGAAACAGAGAUAUCGGAUGCCGAUGGGUCGCAAAGGCAGAAGCAAUAUUUUGUGAAAUUUAAAGAUCUUGCUCAUGCUCAUAAUCGUUGGUUACCUGAGAGCAAAUUGCUUUUAGAAGCCUCAAGCCUUGUUUCAAGAUUCAUCAAGAAGAAUCAGUAUUCAAGGUGGAAGGAAGAGUGGGCUAUUCCACAGCGUUUGUUACAGAAGAGAUUGUUAUUGUCUGCUAAGCUAUGCGAGGAGCAUGAUGCGGAAUUUUCUGGGGCUGAGUUGAAUUGUCGAUAUGAGUGGCUUGUUAAAUGGCGAGGCCUUGAUUACAAAUUUGCAACAUGGGAGUUGGGAAAUGCUUCAUUCUUAAGUUCACUUGAUGGCCAAGGUCUUAUGAAAAAUUAUGAAAGCCGCUGUGAAAGAGCUAAGUUGGCCUCCCAUGUCUCAGAAGUGGAUGAGAAACACGAGUUGCAGAUACUGCAUAGGAAAAGAACUGCUGUGGCUAAUCUGUCACAGUUUACAGAUAAGGAUACAUGUGGCUUUAAUGAUAAUUAUAUAAGCUAUGUCAACAAGCUUUAUCAGUUUUGGCACGAGGGGAAAAAUGCUGUUGUGAUUGAUAACCAGGAUCGCAUGGCAAAGAUUAUUGCAUUCAUUUUAACUUUGCAACCUGAUGUCCUCCGACCCUUUCUCGUUAUCACAACUUCUACAGCCCUUGGUCUAUGGGAUUCUGAGUUAUUACGUUUUGCUCCAUCUUUCAAUGCUGUAGUUUACAAGGGAAACAAAAAUGUACGGAAAAAUAUAAGAGAUCUAGAGUUUUACCAGGGAAGUUACCCGAUGUUUCAAGCUCUUAUUUGCUCCUUGGAAGUAAUGAUGGAGGAUCUAGAUAUAUUGCAACGUAUAAGUUGGGAAGUAAUAAUUGUUGAUGAGUGUCAACGCCCAAUAAUUUGUUCACAUCUUGAAAAAAUAAAGAUGCUAGAUGGAAAUAUGUGGCUGCUCGUUCUUUCUGAUCAGCUAAAGGAUAUCAAAGAUGAUUACCAUAAUCUUCUAUCUGUACUUGACGUGAAUGACCAAGUCGAAAAUAAAGAUACUCUGAAGACCAAUGGCGAUGAUAACAUCAGCAAACUUAAGGAGAGAUUAUCAUAUCAUAUUGCAUAUAUUAGCACUUCUAGAUUUGUUGAGUAUUGGGUUCCUGCACGGAUAUCAAAUGUGCAACUUGAGCUUUAUUGUGCCGCCCUACUUUCUAACUCUGGAUUGCUUUGCUCAUCAUUCAAAAGUGAUCUGCUUGACAACAUCCAUGAUCUGCUCAUUUCAACUAGGAAGUGUUGUAAUCAUCCUUAUAUUGUGGAUUCUUCAAUGGGACAUGUGAUCACGAAGGGGCAUCCAGAAGUGGAGUAUUUGGGUAUUGGAAUAAAAGCAAGUGGUAAGUUACAACUUCUUGAUGCAAUGCUAAAGGAGAUGAAAAAAAAGGGCUCAAGGGUCCUAAUUCUUUUCCAGUCAAUUAGUGGCUCUGGAAGAGACACCAUUGGUGAUAUUUUGGAUGACUUUUUACGUCAGAGGUUUGGGCCUGAUUCUUAUGAACGCAUUGACGGGGGUCUUAUUUAUUCCAAGAAGCAAGCUGCUCUGAACAAAUUUAACAACCUAGAGAGUGGAAGAUUUUUGUUUCUGCUAGAAGUUCGAGCGUGCCUCCCCAGUAUUAAACUUUCGUCAAUUGAUAGCAUUGUCAUUUAUGAUAGUGACUGGACCCCGAUGAAUGAUUUAAGAGCCCUUCAAAGAAUUACACUAGAUUCUCAUUUGGACCAAAUAAAAAUUUUCCGUUUAUAUACAUCUUGUACCGUUGAGGAAAAGGUUCUUAUGCUGUCCUUGGAAAAUAAAACUUUGGACGGCAAUUUACAGAACAUCAGCUGGAGUUGUGCUAAUAUGCUGCUUAUGUGGGGAGCAUCUGAUUUACUCGCCGAUUUAGAGAAGUUUCAUGGCAAAGAAAAAACUGAAGAUGCUUUGUCAGAUUCAACACUUUUGGAAGAGGUGGUAAAUGAUUUAAUAUUACUUAUUUCACAAAAUGGUAGAAGCACAGACAAGUAUGAUUCCCAUGUCAUAUUAGAAGUUCAACAGAUUGAAGGAGUGUAUUCUGCAUGCUCUCAACUUCCUGGUCAAUUAAAAAAGUUAUCGACUGAAGAAAUGCAACCCUUCAUAUUUUGGAGUCAGCUGCUAUGUGGAAAGCACCCAAAAUGGAAAUACUCUUCGGAUAGAUCUCUAAGAAACCGAAAAAGGGUUCAACAGACUGAUGAUUCCUUAAAUAAAUCUGAAUAUGAGAUUGAGGAAUCCGUGAGUAAACGUAAAAAGGUAUCAAAUAACAAUGUGAAAGUUGCUCAAGAGGAAAACUUUACACACAAGGAAAAGGAAGGUACUUCUAAAGCUCCGAAACAUACAUGUCAAAAUUCAACUAGUUUGGCUGCAUGUGAGGAUGAUUCAUACAUUGAGAAUCAUCUCUCCACCUCGUCUUUGAUAGCAAAUGAUAUCUUGAAAAUUCUUAAAUAUAAGUCAGUUGGAUUUGAUGAAAUAAGAAAGCUGACCGAUCUGCGAAAGAGUCUCCAUUGUCUUUUAAAGCCUGAAAUAUCACAAUUAUGCAAGAUUUUGAAACUUCCGGAGCAUGUCAAAGAUGAGGCUGAAAAGUUCUUUGAGUAUGUAAUGGAUAGUCAUCACAUCUUAACAGAACCAGCAACAACUACAUUACUCCAGGCUUUUCAGCUAUCUCUGUGCUGGAGUGCAGCUUCCAUGCUUGACCACAAAAUUGACUAUAAAGAAUCGUUGGCACUUGCGAAAGAGCAUCUUAAUUUUGAUUGCCAUAGACAGGAGGUCUACUUGCUUUAUUCAAGAUUAAGAUGUCUCAAGAAAAUAUUCUACAAACAUUUGAAGUGUUCCAAGGGUACUGAAUCCCCGUACAAUGUGUUGUCUGACGAUGAAUUCCAGAGAGCUGUAGUCAAAAGUAUUAAUAGGAUACAGAAAACUUGCCGCAAGAAAUUUAAAAAACUAAAGCAGAAGCAACAAGAGAAAAGAGAUGAAUUUGAUAAAACUUGCGAUGAAGAGAAAUCACAGCUAGACAGACAGUUUCGGAUGGAGUCGGUUGUUAUUCGUUCUUGUUUGCAUAAUAGUCUUUUGAUGAGAAAUAAUAAGCUUCAGGUAUUAGAAAACAGAUAUGCAAAAAAGCUUGAAGAGCACAGGUAUCAAAUGGAGAUACGGUGUAGGAAACUUGAGGAAGAGCAAAUUGAUGAAAGAAAUAAAAUGGUUGCGACAGAGGCUCAUUGGGUUGAUACAUUGACAUCCUGGCUCCAGGUUGAACUAUUAAACAAACAAAUUUUGAAUAAAACUAAGCAUUUCCAUUAUCUCAAGAAUGAUACAACUAUUUGUGAUCAUCUGCCAGAAGAGAUCUAUAGUAAAAUUGCUCAUAGUGUCUCAGGAACUAGGAAAGAAAUAUUUGAAAUCCCAGGAUCUGUUUUUUCCGAAGAUAUCAUUUGCAGUAAUACUGUUGAAGAAGGUUCUCUUCAAACGAGACAUAAUGGUGAGACUGCAGCUUUAGAUACCAUGGGUUCUCAAGGACCAUCUGCCAGUGAGUUUGUGGAUGACAACGGGAUAAAUAUCUCAAAUGGAAUUGAAGGUAAUGUAACUUCUGAAAACUCCUGCUCUGUAGAAAAACUGCCCGAACGAGUCAUAUUGGGCAAUCCAGACAAGGAGAUAUCUAUGAAAGGGCCUAAAAGUAGAUGUUCUGUCAGUGUUCACAUGGUCUCCCAUGUUGAUGAAGAGGUCCCUCAUAAGCUGACUGAAGCCGCUGGUCUUAUUGAAAGUUCAACGAGAGUUCUCACAAUACCUUUGCUGCCCUCUAUGGAGAGAGGGGGCAAUGUGGCCACAUUGAAUCCUGGGAUUGAAAUUUCAAACGCAACAUGUAGAAUUGGAAAUUCCGAGCCAUUUGUGGAUGCUCAUAGUAAUCUUGAGUCAUCUCCCCGGGAGUUGAAUUUGCCAGUCAAUGAGGUUGAAAGGUUAUCUGAGGUUGCUAAUUUAGUAGGUGUUAGGAAAAAUCUUUCUGCUAGUCAAUCUUCAUCUCGAGAAUCAAUUCCAAAUAAAUCAAUGGGAAGCACAUCUGAAAUAGAAUUUUCAUCGACGAUGACAGUGAGUGCUUCUUGUGAAGCAUUAGAGGUGGGUUGCAGCAACAGUCAGAAUGAUGGCGACAAUCAUAGGGAAUUGGUCAAUCCUUGUGUAGUAGAAGAUACAAUUGGUAAUACUGACCCCAAUGUCCAUUCUCAUGAGCCAUCUGUCACUUUAUCUCCUCUGGAUCUUGCUGUUACACCUACCACCCAAGGCAAUGUUUCUUUGUUGUUUAAUGAGGCAGCCCAUGAGGAAAUGAAUCAACAAUCUUCAUCUACUAGGUCUAUAGAUUACAUUAUGGAAGCUGUUGAAAUGGCCAUUGUUAAUGGGGACCCUGAAGCUCCAAUAUCAUAUGUUGCUGAUCAAUCUAAUCAGGAAGAAUGUGAGAACCUACAAUCUUCAUGCACUGGGUCCAUGGAGAACAAUAUGCAAGCUACUGAAAUGGUGAAUGCUAAUGAAGACACUGAGGCUCCAAUUACACAUGUUGCUGAUCAAUCUAAUCAGGAAGAGCAAGACGAAAUAAAUCUACAAUCUUCAUGUAUUGGGUCCAUGAAUGACAUUCGGCAAACUACUGCAAUGGUGAAUACUAAUGGGGACAAUGAAACUCCAAAUCCUUAUGUUGCCAGUCAAUCUAAUCAGGAAGCACAAAUUGUAGAGCCUCAAACACUAACGGUGCCACUAGCAACAAAUUCAUCUGUUGGUUUCUUUCAGGCUGAUUUAUCCUCUGCCGGUGGAAUGGAAAAUCAAAUCAAUUGUGAAGACUAUUCCUCUGAUCAGCUGGCUCAGACAGCAAGCCAACCAAUUGAAGACUCUAUUGAGCUCAUUGAAGAAGCUUUGUUGCAACCUGUGACAUGUACUGCACCACAUUCUAUUUUCAAUGCUGGCAUCAGUGAUACAAGAACGUCCUUUACAGACACAAGAAGCAUAUCGGGUAAUUUUGAUAUUAGCACUGGUCUGAUGCAACCAACGCAGCCUUCAGUGUCUCAAAUGCUUCCUUUAUCGUACGUUGAUCCACUGGAAAAGGAAUUGGAAAAAUUGCGCAAGGAAAUGGAACAUAACAAAGAUGUACAUGCAAAACAGAAGCUGCAGCUGAAAUCUGAACGUGAGAAGGAAAUUGAGGAGGUCAAUAAGAAAUACGACACUAAGGUCCAGGAGUCUGAGAUUGAAUUUGAUCUUAGAAAGAAGGACCUUGAUGUGAAUUACAACAAGGUUUUGAUGAAUAAGAUCUUGGCUGAGGCUUUCAGAUGGAAAUACAGCGAUACUAAGUCAUGGGAUAUUGUUCCAGUUCUUGGGCCACAGAUUUUUCAGCCAACUGUUAUGCCAAUUUUGCAAAGGCCUCCUUUGGUAGUCCGGCCAUCUUUCACUCCAUCCCUAGUCAGUUCGCAUACAUCCAAUGCACCUUCUGUUAAUAUACAGAGGACCUCAGCUGUGGCAAAUCUGUCGACGAACUCACCUGUCUCUAGCCAAGGUACAACUUCAACAUCAAUACAUGGUCACCACGCAUCCCCUCAUUUCUCGAGCAAUUCAAUGAGACCACUCCAUAUAGGCUCCAUCUCCUCUCCAACUGGAAACCCACAAGUUAGUAGUGUUAUUCGUGCGCCAGCUCCUCAUUUGCAACCCUUCAGACCUAAAUCAUCAAGUUUGCCACCUAAUCCUCGUGGCAUCACUAGUCAACAUGGACCCACCAUCCCUUCUGCGACCCCUCCCUCAUUUCCUCAUCAUCCACCUCGGCCUCCUGUCUCUUCACCAUUUCAAUCCAUUCCAUUAAACAGACCUUAUCGGCCUAAUAGUUUGGAACAGUUGCCUACACUUUCUAGUGCGCCCUUAUCUGCGUUAGACUUGCUGAUGGAUAUGAACAAUCGUGCUGGUGUGAAUUUUCCACACAAUUUUCCUCUACCGGAUGCAUCCUUGAAUACACACCAACCUAACCCACCAGUCAGUACAGGAAACAUGCAGGUUAAUGCAGUUAAUACUACUGGAGACUCGAAUGUCGUUUGCUUGUCAGACGACGACUAACCAGCCUGACAAAAAAAAAAGGUACAUUUCUGACUCUUGAAGCUCCUAGUAACGUAAGGGCAUAAGUAAGGUCUAAGGGGUGUGGGAGAGUGCAAAAUUUUAUAUUUGAAACCGUUGAAUAUUAUUGUAGAUAUACGUGGCUCUUAACUUCAAAUGUGUAUAAUGUAAGUAUCCAUUAGCCCAUAUCUACAAAGGUGGUGAUCUGGUUAUGAGUAUUAUUUGGCAGUUGAGAACAGAUUAGUUUCUCCUCAUUUCUUGUCUUCUCCUUUUCUUUUUUAUUUCUUUAGAAUUAUUUUGACUUGAUGUUAGACACAAACAAACGCAAGAUGUAUUACAUGGAAUGGGAAGGGAAUGAAAUUGAUUCACAAAGAGAUGCCAUACGGUAA